AUGGUAUUGUUGUGCAAAUAUAAGGUUUCUUGGGUUUUCGUGUUGUCCGUAGCAGGUUCUUCGUUGAUUAGAGACUUUUUAUUUGGUCAAGAUGAUAGUUUGUCGAUUGAGAAAAGAACAAACGAGUACACUACUCCAGAGUACGGUGGUACAAGCCAUUGCAAUGGUGGUGAUAAGAAUUGUUAUCCUCAGUGUUUUGAUCAUCGUGGCCAACCAAAGAAAGAUAAAUGUUGCUUUGAUAAACACAACAAGGUUUUAUAUCCAUAUCCUUGUACUUCAUCUUCGUCUUCAUCUUCAUCCAGUAGUACUGUAUCAUCAAGCUCCAGCGAAGUAAUUUCUUCAUCUUCUGAGGAAGCUAGCUCAAGUGAAAUUACAUCGUCCAGUGAAAUAAGCUCCUCAAGUGAAGUCAGUUCCUCAAGUGAAGUUUUAUCAUCAAGCGAAAUCAUUAGUUCGUCCAGUGAAGUUGUUAGUUCGUCAAGUAAAGUUAGUUCUUCGAGUGAAGCCACCAGUUCAUCCAGUGAAAUUAUUAGUUCUUCUAGUGAAGUUGUCAGCUCCUCAAGCCAAGUCACAAGUUCAAGUGAAGUGGUAAGUUCAUCGAGUGAAGUGGUCAGCUCAUCAAGUGAAGUUAGUUCAUCAAGUGAAGUGGUAAGCUCCUCCAGUGAAGUCAGCUCUUCCAGUGAAGUCAGCUCUUCCAGUGAAGUCAGUUCUUCGAGCCAAGUUACAAGUUCAAGUGAAAUUGUUAGUAGCUCAAGUGAAGUUAGUAGUUCAUCAAGUGAAGUGGUCAGCUCAUCAAGUGAAGUUAGUUCAUCAAGUGAAGUGGUAAGCUCCUCCAGUGAAGUCAGCUCUUCCAGUGAAGUCAGCUCUUCCAGUGAAGUCAGCUCUUCCAGUGAAGUCAGCUCUUCCAGUGAAGUCAGUUCUUCGAGCCAAGUUAUAAGUUCAAGUGAAGUGGUCAGCUCAUCAAGUGAAGUGGUCAGCUCAUCAAGUGAAGUUAGUUCAUCAAGUGAAGUUAGUUCAUCAAGUGAAGUGGUAAGCUCCUCCAGUGAAGUCAGCUCUUCCAGUGAAGUCAGCUCUUCCAGUGAAGUCAGUUCUUCGAGCCAAGUUACAAGUUCAAGUGAAAUUGUUAGUAGCUCAAGUGAAGUUAGUAGUUCAUCAAGUGAAGUGGUCAGCUCAUCAAGUGAAGUUAGUUCAUCAAGUGAAGUGGUAAGCUCCUCCAGUGAAGUCAGCUCUUCCAGUGAAGUCAGCUCUUCCAGUGAAGUCAGCUCUUCCAGUGAAGUCAGCUCUUCCAGUGAAGUCAGUUCUUCGAGCCAAGUUACAAGUUCAAGUGAAGUGGUCAGCUCAUCAAGUGAAGUUAGUUCAUCAAGUGAAGUGGUCAGCUCAUCAAGUGAAGUCAGCUCUUCCAGUGAAGUCAGCUCUUCCAGUGAAGUCAGUUCUUCGAGCCAAGUUACAAGUUCAAGUGAAAUUGUUAGUAGCUCAAGUGAAGUUAGUAGUUCAUCAAGUGAAGUGGUCAGCUCAUCAAGUGAAGUUAGUUCAUCAAGUGAAGUGGUAAGCUCCUCCAGUGAAGUCAGCUCUUCCAGUGAAGUCAGCUCUUCCAGUGAAGUCAGUUCUUCGAGCCAAGUUACAAGUUCAAGUGAAAUUGUUAGUAGCUCAAGUGAAGUUAGUAGUUCAUCAAGUGAAGUGGUCAGCUCAUCAAGUGAAGUUAGUUCAUCAAGUGAAGUGGUAAGCUCCUCCAGUGAAGUCAGCUCUUCCAGUGAAGUCAGCUCUUCCAGUGAAGUCAGUUCUUCUAGCCAAGUUACAAGUUCAAGUGAAGUGGUCAGCUCAUCAAGUGAAGUGGUCAGCUCAUCAAGUGAAGUUAGUUCAUCAAGUGAAGUUAGUUCAUCAAGUGAAGUCAGCUCUUCCAGUGAAGUCAGCUCUUCCAGUGAAGUCAGUUCUUCGAGCCAAGUUACAAGUUCAAGUGAAAUUGUUAGUAGCUCAAGUGAAGUUAGUAGUUCAUCAAGUGAAGUGGUCAGCUCAUCAAGUGAAGUUAGUUCAUCAAGUGAAGUGGUAAGCUCCUCCAGUGAAGUCAGCUCUUCCAGUGAAGUCAGCUCUUCCAGUGAAGUCAGUUCUUCGAGCCAAGUUACAAGCUCAAGUGAAGUGGUCAGCUCAUCAAGUGAAGUGGUCAGCUCAUCAAGUGAAGUUAGUUCAUCAAGUGAAGUUAGUUCAUCAAGUGAAGUCAGCUCUUCCAGUGAAGUCAGUUCUUCCAGUGAAGUCAGUAGCUCAAGUGAAGUCACUAGUUCAUCAAGUGAGAUUAUUAGUUCCUCCAGUUCUAGUGAAGUUACAAGUUCUAGUGAAGUCAGUUCCUCAAGCCAAGCUACCAGCUCAUCAAGCGAAAUCAUUAGUUCCUCGAGUAAAGUCAGUUCCUCGAGUGAAAUUACAUCUUCGAGUGAGUGCAUUAGUUCAACUAGUGAAGUCAACAGUUCAUCAAGUGAGGUUGUCAGUUCAUCUAGCGCUUCUAGUGAAGUUGUUAGCUCUUCAACCGAAUGUAUUAGUUCAUCAAGUGAAGCUAUCAGUUCUUCAAGCCAAGUUACCAGCUCUUCAACUGAAUGCAUCAGCUCAUCAAGCGAAGUUAUAUCAUCUAGUGAAGUUACCAGUUGUUCCAGUGAAGUGGUAUCGUCUAGCGAAACUUGCAUCUCAAGUAAAGAAAUGUCUUCCAGUGAACAAAUAUCAUCAAGUGAAUCUACUAGUUCAUGUAGUGAAUUUGUUAGCAAAAGUUCAGAACAUUCAUCAUUAUCAAGUGAGUCCUGCCCAAGUGAAGAGACAAGUACAGUUUCAGAAACAUCACUGGAGACUGUUACAUGUAAACACCAUGGAUGUUCUAAAACCAAAACUCAUCACUCCACUCCAACUAAAUGUGUUACAAAAACAAUAGAAACAUCGGUUUACGUUACUACAUGUCCUGAUAAAUCAAUUACUACCGAAACUGCGGUGGUUAUUGUGGUGACCAAUGAAUCUACUGCGACUACUUAUACUGAAAUUAUUAAGACUACAGUGAUCGAAGGUAAUACCUUAACUACUAAUAUUCCAAUCAAACAUGUCGAAACAGAAACAGCAGAAAUAAUUGAAUAUACCACCAUUUGCCCUACCACAUUACCAAAUGGUCAUAAAACAACUGUCAUUGCUGGCAUUGCUGUUGGUACAAAUGGCCAAGGACAGAAAGUUACAAAGACGGUUCCACUCGAAUAUAACGAGAGCACUUUAGCUAAUGGUCACGUAACAAGAGUUGCAUCUGGUAUUGUCAAAGCUACUGGUGAGAAUGGCGAAGAGAUUACAAAAACAAUUCCAAUUGAGUACAGAAAAACUACUGAAAGGAUCGAGUUUAUUACUGUCUGCCCAACUACACUAGCAAACGGUCAAGUCAUUGAAACUACUGCUGGAAUUGUCAUCACCACUAACAAACAAGGAGAGAAGGUCACAAAGCCAGUUCCACUUGAGUUCACCAGCACCAUUGAGUUUAGCCACCACCUCACUACUCAUCCUGUUACUUUGCCAAAUGGACAAAUCACUGUUACUACAGAGGGUGUGAUAAUUACACGAAAAGGGGAACAACAAUUUACCAAGACGGUUGAAGUUGGAAACUUACCUAGCAAACCAAUUGAAGUUGUUCAAAAGAUUAGUGUUGUUCCAAAGACGUUGCCAAAUAGCCAAGUUACUUCAGAAACCGUUGCCAUUCUUGUGACAGUAGGCGAAGAGUUGCAACCAAUUACAAAGACAAUUCCAAUUGGAACUAGUGCUCAAGAAACAGAACCAUCCUUUGCAUCAUACAGCGAGAUUGUAUUUACUACGUGUUCCGAAGGUGGAUGCAAUACAUACACUACAAAUGUUGAAGUGAUUGGUAACAAGGUCAUUACAAAGCAAAGUGGGAAACCAAUUGUCGAGGAGCAAACUACCAAUGGCAUUGAACAUCAAUCUGAUAAAGUAUAUUACACGGUUGUUUCUGGUGAAACUAAGACUAUUCAAACACCCGGAUCCAUUGUAUCAACUUCUCCUGCUGCUAUUCCAGUUGUUACCUCAAAAGGAUCUCCUAACAUUGUUGGAUCUUCUGUUGUGGCUGGCUCUUCUGUAACAACAAGUGAAGUUAGUACAUCUACUGCCGGUGUUUUACAGGGAAACGCAGCAUCAAGACAAAGCUUUAAUUACAAGUUCAUUGUUGGUUUGAUUUUAGCUUAUAUCAUUGCUUAG
Candida albicans SC5314 is the source of this 4215-nucleotide messenger RNA. RefSeq names its product Pga55p (gene PGA55). Lineage: Eukaryota; Fungi; Ascomycota; Pichiomycetes; Serinales; Debaryomycetaceae. The coding region runs from base 1 to 4215 and encodes 1404 amino acids. The record is from RefSeq and is a predicted model, not a curated record. The transcript has a single exon.